This is a messenger RNA of Vigna angularis (adzuki bean), 1485 nucleotides long. RefSeq lists its product as uncharacterized. The transcript is spliced from 2 exons. Bases 30 to 1187 code for a protein of 385 amino acids. The record is from RefSeq and is a predicted model, not a curated record. Lineage: Eukaryota; Viridiplantae; Streptophyta; Magnoliopsida; Fabales; Fabaceae.
UCAACUGUGCGGCGAACCGGCAGGCUAAUAUGGUUGCAGCAUUAGGCACUACAGAUCCAUCCUUUCUGAGAAUAGGUUCUCUGAGUGGUGUUGGACAUUUGCAGUCAUUGACUGGUUCUCAACAGUUUCAUAACAGUACUUUCAGACCCUUUGGACCUGGUGGAAUGGCUGGUAGAUUGAACACUUCUGUUGGUGUGAAUGUGCAUGAAACUCUUCAGUUGGGUCAUGCACAAAAUUUUCACAAAUCUAUGCAUGAUCCAUUCAAGUUUCAACCUGCUAUAACUGGUGGCAAUCAGAAUAAUGGUAUUCAGGGAGUGCCAUUGUCCACUGCUCUUGAUCAAUUUCAACAUAAUAAGGGUGUUGGUAUUGCUGUUAGUCCGAUUCAAAGCAUUUCCCCUUUUAUUGAUGUUCAACCAAAAUUUUCAGUGCCAAAUAAACUCCCAGAUCUGAUACCAACAUCAACAGUAGGUUGCUCAGCCUCUCCUGUUUUGGACGUAUCAAACAAUGCUUUGGUAUUGAAAGCUGAUAGUGAAAACACACAAGGGGGUGGAGUGUUGUUUGGUCAACCUUCAUUAGCCUCUCAGAAUUCUCAAUUCUCACUCCCUUUGCUGGAUCAUGGUAGGUGCAGUGAUAUUUGGUCAAAUACUGUUCAGUCAUCAGGGACAAAUUCUUACCCUGCAGGUGAAACUUUUCGAGUGAGGAAUCUGAGUGGUGCUUCAUCCAUUACUUCACUGUCUAAUCCAUCCCAUUAUUCACUACAAGGAGUUCUUAUUCCAAAUAAUUCUGGACAAAUUACCAAUAGUGUGGUGCCAUUUCAAGGGUGGGAUGACAACAAUGAUGAUAGUACUUUCCCUUCAAAUAUUUUUUGUAACUCAAUGGACUCUCUGAUGGAUACUGAUGGCAACACUUCUUUCAACUCAAUCUACAACAGAAACACAGAAUUCAGUUUCUUUGAUCCCUUACUGAUGAAACCUGAUGGAGUUACGGGAUUGAGUGAAGAAAACACAUUGAAACAACAACAGGGAUACAUCAUGAACCAUACCAAGUCUCAAAGCAAUAGUGCCGCUAAUAAUCUUGGUUCCGUGGAAGAAUUUGUCAGUUCAAUGAUGAAACAGAAACAAGACAAUGUGAAAUUAUUGGAAGGAUACUUAUGCGACAACAAUCUCUCUGACGGGACAUCCAUUUGACACUAUGUUUGGCAGUAUAUUUAAGCAUCAUGUCAUGCUUGCUGACGAAUUUUGUGGCGUGUCAAGUCUUCUGAGUUUACCUAUUUUCUUAGUUUUUGUGAUUUUGGCAUUUUUCUCUAGUUAUAGAGUAUUGCUUUCAGCAAGGGCUUUUCUCAUAUUGUGAAAUGAUUUGUUUAUGGAUGGUGCAAAGUGGAGUUGACCAUGUUUAGUUUUGUGGAGAAACGCUUUAGGUCCAUAAGCAAUGAUAACUUUUUUUAGUGACAAUAAAGACGGAGUUUUUCACUCUUUUUAUGAUGAA